Bufo gargarizans (Asiatic toad) is the source of this 547-nucleotide messenger RNA. It is a transcript of the gene RPS15, whose product is annotated as ribosomal protein S15. Gene Ontology annotation, cellular component: ribosome; cytosolic small ribosomal subunit. The record is from RefSeq and is a predicted model, not a curated record. The transcript has 4 exons. NCBI's taxonomy places the organism in Eukaryota, Metazoa, Chordata, Amphibia, Anura, Bufonidae. Gene Ontology annotation, molecular function: RNA binding; structural constituent of ribosome. Gene Ontology annotation, biological process: ribosomal small subunit assembly; translation. Bases 73 to 510 code for a protein of 145 amino acids.
CCUUCGGCCUCUCGCGAUAUUUGCGGCGUAGCUACGAGAUCUCUCUCUUUUCCUGCCUUGCUCCUGGACAAGAUGGCGGACGCUGAACAGAAGAAGAAGAGGACCUUCAGGAAGUUCACAUACAGAGGUGUGGACUUGGACCAGCUGCUUGAUAUGUCCUAUGAGCAGAUCAUGCAGCUGUACUGUGCCCGUCAGCGCCGGCGUCUAAACAGGGGCCUGCGCCGCAAGCAGAACUCUCUUCUGAAGCGUCUGCGCAAGGCUAAGAAGGAAGCUCCUCCCAUGGAGAAACCAGAGGUCAUCAAGACUCAUCUGAGAGACAUGGUCAUUUUGCCAGAAAUGGUAGGCAGCAUGGUGGGAGUCUACAACGGCAAAGCCUUCAACCAAGUUGAAAUCAAGCCGGAGAUGAUUGGCCAUUAUCUGGGGGAAUUUUCCAUCACUUACAAGCCUGUAAAACAUGGCAGACCUGGUAUUGGUGCCACUCACUCCUCCAGGUUUAUUCCACUGAAGUAACCUGCUCAUGUUGUAAAUAAAAGUGGUUUUUCCAGUC